Drosophila serrata is the source of this 1011-nucleotide messenger RNA. RefSeq lists its product as uncharacterized. Lineage: Eukaryota; Metazoa; Arthropoda; Insecta; Diptera; Drosophilidae. The record is from RefSeq and is a predicted model, not a curated record.
CAGCUGAAAUUUUAAAUUUAAUCAUAACAGAUCCCUGGCCUGCUGUUUUAUCAUUACUUUUAUCAGUAAAGAAGCUGAUGGUGGUUCUCUUUUCACACCAAGAAAUCUCUCUUUUUUACCAGAAAGAGACCCGUUCUUACUUCCCUAUGCCACUGUACUUGAAGAUCCCUUUUUUGUUUAUCUUUCUCUUUCAGCUAUGUGUGGUACACCCGCUCUGUACCCCUCUGAGGCUGCGUCCCGAAUCCGGUGGGCCAGUGGUGAGCUCUCCAUCCAGCAUGUGUUUAUUUGAAAUUCGAAUAGGCCGACAUAUACACACGAUCGUCAGUUGGUGUCGGAAAUCCAUACGGAACAGAACUAUGCAUAUUAGUCGCUGGAAUAUAAAGCGGGUCUCGCUGCUCCUCAGCACCGCCCUGUUGCUCUACGUAUUUGUUUUCUCCAGCGGAUAUCACAAGUACCAGAUCGAGGGCAUUAUCGGACGGACGCAACCGGAAAAGGUCUGGGAGUAUGUGGCGGAUUUUAACAAGAUGCGCCUGCUUAACCCCACCAUCAUCAACUUUAAGAUCCUAGCCGACCAUGGCCACGCCCACGACUGGCGUUAUACGGUGGAAUAUACUGAGCGCCUGUCCCAUUGGCCUCACUGGAUAAACACAGCUACAGCCAAGUAUGUGGUUACCAAGACCAUGCCCGGAGUGACGCCAGUGGCCUAUGCCAUACAGUCCACCCACCAGACCUGCUUUUUCAGUGGAUUCUACUGCUUGCAAUCUCACAGCGACUUUAUCUUCAAGAACUCCAAUGGAGAUACCUUCGCCCAGGAGAAUAUCCAGUACCAGUGUCCGCCCCUGUUGGGGAGCAUGUGUCGCCGGGAGUUGGAGUUCCAGAGGCAGGCGGUGAUGCACAACCUAACACAUAUAUUCAGCAAGCAGAAGGGGAAGUAAAUGUGUUCAAAUGAUACUUAAAUCCUGUAAUUUAAGUCAAGUUCUUUGACUAAAUAAAAACAAAGCGAUUAUUUAA